ACGACUCCACCUACGUGCACUUAUACAAAGAAGCAUGUCUGCACAGUAGCUAGUGAUAUACAAUGGAGAAGACGGUGAUAGUGCUAGCUGCCAAUAGUCUCUCCAGUUGCGAGUGCGGGCAGGGCAUCACAUUUGAGGUGACAGGUGCGAGCAGAGGGUCUAAGAGCUCAGCUUCCAAGACUGUCACCAAGACAAUAUGGAGUUGCAGUGUGGAGGCCGUGCUGGAGUACUGUAGGAUAGUGUUCGAUUUGUUCCCUGAUCAGUGCCAGAUGUGUGUAGCGGCCGUAGACGAGGCAAAAUGCCAGCCCGUUAACUCGUGGAGAGACGAGGACCAGGAGAUCGUAAAGGUGCAAAAUGGUUUUCAGAAAUUUGGUGUCCCCUCCUUCCUGCCUGCACAAGGAGCCCCUGUUGGUCGUGGUCACAUGAACCCCUGUCUCCAAGGGUUACAGUACGCUGUACGCUGUCUGGCCCAACUCACUGCUACCCAGUAUGCCGUCACUUCCUGCCCAGGGAUGGCCCCUCCCACUAACCGGGGACGGAUCAUAUUCAUAUGCUCACUCAAGAAUGAGGCUGACGUGCGGGAGAUGGAGAAGGUGAUAGUGAGCAUGGUGAAGGCAGAGAACCAGGACAUCAAGAGCAAACACGAUGUAGCACGCCUCCUCAUCGACCAUUGUCAGCUGACCCUCAUUAACGUCCACUCCCCUCCCUCCACUCUACAGACGGACAUCAAGGACUCUCCACUCACACAGAUCUCACCCCAAGUGUCUUCAGCAAUCUACUCCUUCCCUGCCAAACUCCUUCUCGAGAAAUGUCUUCAUCUGGUCAAGGUCCACUUCAACCUUAAGACCACCAUUGUCACUGGGAUACCUAUGAAGGAAGAGCAGAGUGGCGGUAACUCGGCCAACUACGAUGUGCAGCUGAUCCACCUUGCCGAGGCUCACAGGGACACACUUAGAUCCAGUUAUGGACUGUCAGUGAUAUCCUCCACAAAGAAGGACUCUUCAACAAAGGAUGUUGUGUUGAAGUGGUCCACUCCCAAGUCAUCUUCACUAGAGCUGCAGAGGUGUACCUCCGCCUAUAGGGUUACCCCUAGUGACGUAACCAGUCGUCCCACCAUCUGUCUGAUCAACUUUGUGCUGUCUGGUAAAGCCGUAUUACUAGAGCAACCCAGGAAGAGCACUACCAAGAUCAUCUCCCACGUCCUCACCAGCCACUCAGGAGUGAUCUUCCUGCACUGUAUACCGUCCACGAGACCCCACCUUGAUGACCCCCCCUCAAUCAGCGAGGGUUGGGGGGGACGCAUCACUGACUAUCGGAUAUCGGACUUCAGUGAGUUGGUCAAGGAGAACUCACUGGCCCCCACUCCAGUGGACAGGACAAAGAUACCCAAGGUCUACCCGGAGCAGAUCGCUCUGAGCAAGUUGGAACACGCCACUCGUCACUGGCCCAUGGUCUACGCAGACACACUCAUCUACACACUCACACAGGAGCUGGACUGUCUACCGGCUCUAAUCAAACAAGAGACCAUGUCAGACCCACAGCUGGAGCAAUGCAGACAGGUGAUCACUCAGCUCUAUGAGAAAGAGAAAGCCAACGAGCCGCUGUCAAUACCGACUGGUGGCAGGAACAAAGGGGUUAAGAGAGAUGAACAGUAUCGCAGUCUGUGGUCGGAGCUAGAGGACUUGGCACAUAUGUACAGCUCCAACUCUGAGAGGCAUCGUCACUUGCUAGAGUUCCUCCUUCAGAUGACCUCCCGCUGUCCGAGCAUGCAGCUGCCUAGGAAAACACCUCCCGUCAAGACAGAGAAUGGCAGUACAGCCGCUGAGAGUUCUUCAAAUUGGAGGGAUGUCGAAAAGCACUCCAACGAUAGAGGUGGAAGGUCAGUCAAUGGCUCAGACUAUAAGUGGAACACGAGGACACAGGAAGGUCACAGACCACACCCACUGGUGGACGGAGGACUCCCCACACUCGCUAAACCUGGAGACUCGUUACUGUCGAUGUGGACAAACAGGAAACGUGUCGCGGCUGAUGGCUGUCAUCAAGAGUUUGCCGGCCGUAGCUAUGGUGAAUCAAAGAUUGAGCUUUACAAGAACUUGAGAACUAGCAAUGUUGCACCAUUACUAGACCACGAAUGAACGAACACUCUACAUCUGUGUGUGUGCAUUUACUGUUGUUGUUGUGGAGAUAAAUUUGAUAAAUUUUAUCGAAAAUCCAUGAGCUAGCAUGAACUAUAAUUAUAUGUUAUACAAUGUCAUGUGGUGUAUGUUUGUGUGGGCUGUGCUCUGUUUGUGUUGGUUUGAAUCGUUUCACGAUAACUAUAGUUAGCAAUACUCGUAUGAAAAUUAGACCUUUUUUGUUCAGUUUUUUUGUAAUGUCUGAAUAUCCCCAACUUUUAUUCCUACA
Molecule: messenger RNA, 2403 nt
Organism: Halichondria panicea
Lineage: Eukaryota; Metazoa; Porifera; Demospongiae; Suberitida; Halichondriidae
Product: integrator complex subunit 13-like
Exons: 16
Coding region: 63-2135 (690 amino acids)
Biological process (GO): centrosome localization; regulation of mitotic cell cycle
Cellular component (GO): integrator complex
Source: RefSeq, a predicted model, not a curated record